UAAAAAUAUAUAAGCCUAUUCAUUUUCACAUAAUUGUCUAAAUUGGGGUGUAUGUAAUGGAAAAGGUUUGGGGGAAAACAAACUGAAGGUAAAGUUGCCAAGCAAUUUAAUGUAUUUAGGGUUCUAAACUAUGAAGUUUCUUCUUCUAAAACAGCUAGAAUUUUAAUGUUUAUUUCCUCCCAAUGUUUCUCUCUCUCUUUCUCUCUAUCACUCACACACAUACAUGCACAUUCAUUUCACUGGCAGCAAAUGUCUUUGAAAAUAAAUGCAACAGGUGAAAACCGGCAUGAGGCAGGGGAGGUGACCAGUCCACACAACAUGUAUUCCUCAAGUUGUCUUUCCCUUAACUGACGUCAGGUAGUCGAAGUUUAUCAACAGUCGAUGAGCUCCUGUAAAAAUGUUUUUAACACCAUUUUUCCUACGGAGGUAAAUAUUUAUAGUUUUGCAGCGUGCAGUUAUCCCAGACAGCCUUUUUUGACGGGAUGUGUAUACAAAUCUUGUGUGUAAACAUUCUCAUUUUCUUCCUCAGUCUAACUCUACUGUCAGUAUCGCACAGGGACUAUCGGUAGUCGACUUUGCCACUACUAUUGAAAGCACUCAAUAGAUCAGCCGAACAUUGUCUGUCCGCAGAAUUUCUGCUUCUGUCCCUGAAGUCUGUGUACAAAUCGACCACUGCCAUGUUUGGCUAAUGUCCCGUGUAUAACCCUAAAAUAUGUCGAGCAUCGUGUCUAGCUUUUGACGGUGGGCAUAACCACACAGAUAAGCGAAAAGCUCAAUAUUCUGUUGCAUCGCAGACGUUAACAGUUUGAUGACUGCCUGAAUACAUCUGCUCUGGCCGACCACAAUGUUCGAGCAGGAAUUGAUUGAUUUGUAAACGGUGAAUAAUUUUCCCAACUGCUUCCCCCUCACGAUUUUUAAGAGGAACGGAGAAGCAAUGCUGCCAACGCACAUGAUACAGCACCCUCCCUUCAACCCAUAAAACGCGGCCAUGCAAAACAUACAGAUAUUUGGGAAAAUGGAAAAAUAAAUUUUUAUAAAUUUUGUCGUAAUUACAGUAAGGAACCAGCUCACCGUGAGAACUUGUGAAUGCCAUUCUACCACCACCUUACCUUAGACUCUCGAGUUCAUAUAAAAUUGACGGUGCACAAACUUUUCAAAGCCAGCCUUGACAUAAAAGGUGUUCCUUUAAACCUGAAUGUAGACGCAAACAUUUCAAAUGCAUAUAUCUGAAAUCUAUGGUCAGCCACACAGUUAAAGAAAUGGUUUUCAUUCCUUAAAUUUAUCUCGCCCCCUUUCUGUUUCGCCUUUUCUCGUUCUGUCAUCUUUUCUUCCAUCUGCUCGUCACGAAAGGACCACAGUAGUGUUUACAUGGCAGCCGGAUGGUAAGAAAGGUGUCAAGAGGGUUGGGCAACACUAUUCUACAUGCCGUCGCGGAACAAAGUGACCCUCUCCGGCGCAAAAGGUCAGAGAACGGCGGCCAAGAGCUGAGUUGGCUAAAUGAAUAAAAGAUAAUUAGACGAGAAGAUGGCUGCACCACACACACACACCGUCGUUUCGCGAGAAAUGCUGCGCGACCGAAGCCGAGUCCCGAAGGACGCCCUCGCCAUUAGACGAGCUUGGAGCUGGCCUCCAGAAAUGUCACUCUGCUGGGCGAGGGAGGCAGACACACAGCAUCCCUGCAUCCCUAGCGUGCUCGCGACGCGCAGCCAUGCGCUCUUGUUGUUGGCCUCGCCCGCGUUCUUACCAACCAACCACCUCAUUGUCAGAACUCUUCAGUCUGUAAGCAUUCUGACCAAUAUUUUUCAGUCAGUUCUGACCGAUGUUACUUCCAGUCUGCCGGCGCUUCUAAGGACCAUGAUGUUUGCAUCAAUGUUAUGCCUUAGGGCAUGGACUAUUGUGCAAGUGGAAUAAGCUGUCUGUUAUUUUACUGUUUAAAAAAAGAAUAUCGAGUGUUUUUUGUUAACAAAGGAAAGCACAGACUAUUCUUGAAAGAUCGCACGUACUUGAAGAUAGUAUCAGCAAGGUUAAAGCGCUCGGCGCCUGUGUGGAGGAGGAUUUUGUAGCUCUCAAGGAAAGUCACAACGAAAUUACUGUGUUGGAGGAUGAGAUAAGUUCUUUGUAAUUCGCGAGGUGCGCCAUAUGGUUGGGACUACCUUGUUUGUCAAAAACUGAAACAAUUUUUUGUAGGGGGUUGUGUGUGUGUCAGGUCUUAGAUAUGAGCUCCGUGUGUGUGUUUUUGGAAGAUGUGGUCGUGUGCAUGAUGUGUGCGCUCUUCACACGGAUUUACAGCUCAGUGCAGCCUCGCCAAGAUGAUAGCAGGAGGAGAGUGUAUUGACGAGACACUUGUGGGGCCUAACUGGCAAAAUUAAGUGAACCACUGACUUCGACGAAUGGCUCGGGCAGCGCAGUCCUGGCUAAGGGACACUCCAAGUCGCAAGUUCGAUCAAACCGCUGCGCAGUGAAGGGAGCACAUCCGUACUUCAAUCUACAUCGCAGUUACAUCGGCAGGGGUUUUCACCUACCCCCAACCCCCUGCCCUUCCAUCCAACAAGUCAUCGGGUGUCUGGACUCUGAAUCCCACGGCUUUCGCAGGACCUGAAGCAUCUGGGCGCUGAACGCGCAACAUGGAUCCUAAGCACCGUGUUCGAUUCCCGCCCUCCGCCAGCUUCUCCAUUUUUCUCGUCCUCAGCGCAUUCCUCGCUGCACGUGCUGUAGCUGUGUCCGUGGAGCCUGUUCUGACCGUUCCUGGCGAGUACAACAUCGUGCUCCUUCUAGAUAUUUACGAAACGUCACCAACAGCCAACAGCACGUGCACAGAAUCGAACCCAGCAGUCUUUCCCGUGCUGCUGAGCGCCGUGAACUUGAUACAAUGGCUGGAAGCGGAGACUAACAUAAGUAUGGGACUGGCUGUGUAUGAUAUCUGCGGACCUGUCCAGCGACUUCUUCGUCAGAUAAACCGGAUUCUGGCUGACGACUCUGUUACUCCUAGAGCUAUUAUCACUAUGACAUCACCGGAAACGGCUUCGGCAGUCGCAGAUGUCCUGCGCCACACUAAUGUGCAGCAUGUUGACGUCACUUCCGACCCACUGGAAGACAAUGUCAUCAUUCGCGACAAUCACUACACCAUCUCGAACACGCCGCGAGCAAGGGUCGAGACGACAAUAAGACUGUUGGGCAUAUUGCGUAUCAAUUACUUCCGGGUGAGUGUCACGGAUAAUCACGUAGCCAGGACGGAAGCAGCGUUGUUCCGGUCUCUGGUUCAGCAGUCGGAGACUCUGUGUGAAGCCACUUUUCCGGCGCCAAGCGGAAGUGAUUACCCCUUGCUGCUCUUCACUGGAAAUGCCCACGGGGAUAACGAGGCUAACGAGAUAAAAACGGGAUUUCAGAGGUACGCGAAAGUUGUCGUCGUCGUCGGAGACCACGCUAGUGUCGUCAGCAAUGAUGUCAGACAGACCAUUGUGUGGCUUCAGAAUGUGCUGGACGUGACGCCGGAGGAGCUGAUAGACAUCUUUCAAAAUCCUCCCAUAUCCACCCUGCUACACCUGCGUCAGCCGCUCUGCUCGUCCUACCACCUCGCCGGUGACGUCACAGCCAGUGACGCGUGUUCUCUAACGGCGCAAACUCUGAGGGACGUCCUGGCGGUGCGUGACGCACUCAGCAUCCUCAGCGUCCACGCGCUCAGGCACAACGACAGCAGCGACACGCCGCUGGACCUGCUGCACAGCAUGGACGCUGCCGCGCCGCUGUUCGAGGACGAGCUGAUGUCGAGGACCGUCCGAGAUACGAUGUACAGGGUUAGGAUUUCUGGUCCUGGGGCGCCUAGAGAGACCGACAAUUCGACAUAUUUAUUUACUUUCCCGGAAGCGACUCUGAGAGUUCCUAACGUUUUACUUCAAGCUGACGUCAGCAGUUCUUGUGAAGUCAACUGUCAUCUUUGUGAUACCUGUUCACCCAAAGCAACCUCUGAUGAGAAAAUGAUGGCGUCCGUGCCUCUAGAGUCUGCCAGUCUGAUUGUAGUUGGAAUCUUUCCUGUUCACACCUCACAACCCGGCGUCCUUCACGACUGCAGCACACCCAACCCCGAGGGUUACAUGGCGGCUCUCGGUCUCUUCUCUGCAAUAGAAAUGUUCAACAAUAAGACAAGCAGCAGCAAUCUCCACAGUCUCAAGAUCGGAGGGGUGGUGUUCGAUUCUUGCGAGCAUCGCCAUCGUGUGAGCACGAUUGUGCGGGACCUUGAAACCUGUUUCCUGAGUUACAAAGAUCUUUCUGGAAAUGAAGUGAUUAUUUCCCCAUCCAAAGUCAUUGCCUACGUCGCCUUCGCUUCCCCAAGCUUGCCUCUUGGGGUGGACAAACUAUUUCUGGCAGCAAACGAAUCUGGUUUCAGUUUCCGAGGUGAUCAGAGAAUAAAAUUUGUGACCCUUGCUGCUAAAGUUCUGCUGAAGCUGGACUGGACUUACCUAACGGUUGUGGUGCCUGACGACAAGAAAGCACGAAAUGAAAUCCUGGAAACAUUUGAACUCUACGACCUGUGCAUCGCUCGGAUCAUCGACAGUAAAAGCUUUGUGGAUAAUAAUACAUCGCACGUUAGCCUCAGUGAGCUGACCAAAGGGAGACCAAUUGUCUUUCUCACCGACGCCGAGAGCACGGAGAGCAUUCUGGACAGAGUUAUCUCCCGAAGCGGAAGGUCCAAGCUGACCUACAUCUUCUUGCCGUGGAAUGUCCAGGUCGCGUACGGAAGGUCAGCCAGAGUGUCGAUGGAAGUCGCCAUCCUCAUCACUCCCCGCCCCCGGCAAACUUCUUCUACCCCACCGGUCCUCCACGACGAAAAAGUUGUGGAUCCGUGGGAAGAGGAGUUCGUUUCUCACAGCAACUCCACCAUUGAACAACUGGACACAGGGACACAGUCUGCAUCCUCGGUGUCUCAGGCGGUGGGCUCACUCCUUUCGGCGUUAGACUCUGUAUACAAGAACACAUGUCCAGAGCAAGAUGGAGUAUGCAAGGCCUUCACCGACCUCAGCACAGUGAAAACAAAGGUUAACAAAAAACAACAAAAGGAUUCCGUGAUGCUGCAAGUCCUGGCUCUCAGACCCGCAGAUGAAGACAGUUGGACAGAAACACAGAUUGGCAAUGUUCUGCCAAAUGACACUGUCUUACUCCUGGAAGAUGUUCGUACCCUGCCUGUGGGUAACUGCCCCGGCUGGUGCCCCGAAUGCUUCAGUUGUCGGUCGGACUCCACCACAGCAAAACACACUGCAGUAGUAGCUAGUUCCAAACAAGAAACAGGAACCUCGCCCACCGUAGUAGACAUUUACAAACCAGGGGACCUUCUUAUCGUGGGGCUGUUCCCAGUCAGCAAGCCGGGACCCACGCCCUUCCAGUGCGGAGAGGUCGCCAACAACCUGGACGAGCUCCGCGCCGAGCAAGCCUUCCUCUUCGCCGUCGACACUUUCCAGUCUCGUUAUCCUCACGCGCUGGAGAACGUGAACGUCGGAGGCUUGUUGCUGGACUCGUGCUCGAGCCUCCCUAGCGCCCUGCACACCCUGGGAGAGCUGAACAGCUGCGGAUUGGAGUUCGCGACGACCCUCGAUCAGACGAGAGAAGCAGUUCCCGCUCCUGCCCUCGCCGUGGGUUACAUCCUGCAGGAUCCGUACGAAACGGCGUUGGUCGUCAAGUCCACCGUCGCGGGCAUGCGCAGAAUGGCUGUCGUCAGCUCCGCCCCUUCGAUGAACGACGGACUUGCUCGGACGGAGUCUCCCUUCAGAAUGAGCGUGGACGCCAUCUUGAGCAUCUUCAGGCUCCUUCGUUGGUCGCAAGCCUUCGUGGUGAUGUCAGAGGACGAGAACCUCGUCUCGAUGGCCGAGUAUUUCAACGAACAGGCCGGGUCGCUGGGCCUCUGCGUGGUGAAGUGUCAGCAAAUGAAAACCAGAGCCAAAAACCUUCGCAGCGUCGUUGCAGGUUUGUCUCAGUCAUCUGCCUUCGUACCUGCUGUCUUGUUUCUGUCAAGAGCAGAUGCGGUAACGCUUUUCAGAAACAGUGAGGUCAGUAGAGUCGCCCGACCCUGGGUCAUCUCUCUGGUGGGAGACGAUUGGCACAGUACGGUUGGGGUCAACUUUCCCUGGGGCGCUCUUUUAAUUGAUGUAUUGGGAAAGUGAACGACGACUUUCACGUUUUUUUAGAAAAUUUCUCCA
Pomacea canaliculata is the source of this 6188-nucleotide messenger RNA. RefSeq lists its product as uncharacterized. Lineage: Eukaryota; Metazoa; Mollusca; Gastropoda; Architaenioglossa; Ampullariidae. Gene Ontology annotation, molecular function: adenylate cyclase inhibiting G protein-coupled glutamate receptor activity. The coding region runs from base 2625 to 6152 and encodes 1175 amino acids. The record is from RefSeq and is a predicted model, not a curated record. The transcript has 8 exons.